AAAGGGACGAAAACAAAACAGGCUGAAGUACUGACCGGCGUUUUAUAGCAUGUAAUCUAAUGCUGUGCUGAAACGAUGCUGGAACCAAGCCCGUUACCAGGCCAAUUGAAAUGUUGAAGUAAAAUGCGCGCCAAAUCAAGAAGAUUCAAGGGGAAGCAACCUACUUCUCAUUUGCAAGACACUGGCAUAACAAAGGCACCGCAAUGCUUCAUUGGACACAAUCAUUGGCAAAUGUGUCCCACAAGGAAAAUCUAUUGGUAAAACGUGACAUGCUCUGUUUCCAGAGGUGUGUUGUGAAAGUGCGUUCUAAGCAACGAAGUAAAACAAUUUUUGGAGGCAGCUUAUUGCAGAUAUCAUGGUUGUUUUUCAUCACUACAGAAGCUUGUUGUUGAGCUGGAGUGUUUUAAAUGUCUUUUGAUUCCUGGCUAAUCUAAGCAAUCGUCGAUCAUUGAUCAAGUAUUAGCGAAGUGGUUCUCGUGGAAACUUAUAUCAAGCAAGUAUUGUAGAGACGGUUUUGUCAAGAGGAUGAAAAUCCUCUAAAGUUUGAUCAAGGAGUAUUGUUCGGGGCGAGGAGUCGUUUGUACGCUUUUGUUUUUGUGAACACAGCUAAUAAAAACUUUGAUUGCCAAACUUCAGAAUUCUGAGCUUAAUAAAGGCUUUCUCGAAUAAAACGUCGCUUUUAUAGACAAUAUAGAAUUGAUUUCCUCAAAUACAGACAAGGGAUUUCACCAGUAUUUGGAUUAUUCCUCGCUGUCAACAUAAGAAUUUUGAAGAGAAAUUUGGCAAGAUCAUACCGAAAGCUAGUUUUGACUUCAAAAGUUAGUGGUUGUUUGAAUCGAAGAUCAGCAACAAAGAGAAGAGCUUGAAUCGUAGCCAAGGAAAAUCGCAAACUAAAUGGAGGCAUGAGGGCAGCUGGAGAUAAUAAUUUGGAAAUUAAUGGCACAAGUCUUUGCGGAUGAUACACUGUUGAUGCCGAUAUAUACAAUACAGAUUAAUAAAAUUCGAUUUCAAAGCCUGCAUUGAAAUACCGCUCAUACGACACUGAUAUUGAAAAAAACUGACCUGACUCUACAUCUAAACGGGCGAUUGUUGUGAGUGGCCAAAAAUUGCAGCAGUGCAGAUAGCAAGUAAAUUUUGAUUAGCAAACAAACGAAACAUGGCAGAGGCAAUUGUAAUCUUCAAAUCACUUUGUACUAGAAUAUUGUUCUUUUCGCAUGGCUUUUGGGCAGUGUAUCUCGGUGCACUGUUCUUUGAGAACUCACUUGUUUGGAUCGUGGCACUCAGUAUGGCAGCAUUACUUAUCGAAACCAUUUACACGCUAUGGUGGAGAAAAGGCCAGGAGUACAAAUACUUCUGGCCAAGUGGGUUUUUCUACAUCAUGACAAUAAUUCCUGUGAUAUGGAUCUUUGACCUGGCUUCGCUAGACAUUAUUAAACUGGCCUCAAAGGACCCACCAAUCAGUUUCAUUGGGUUGGGAAAAGACAAGGUUGGGAGACUUAUAUUCGAGCUUGGACUAAUAUUUGGCAUUAUCAUUGGGCGAUGGCUGAUGCCACGUGGCAAAUUAACACGUGACCAGCUAUCGGCAUUGCUUAUUGGAUAUGUUGGUACUGCUGCAGACAUCGUUGAACUAAAGGUUGAGACAGAGAUAAAAGACAGCGGGAAGGAACAGAUAACUUUAGCAGUCCUUGUCGCGUACACUUGGGCAAUAUUGCAGUUUACUCUGAUGACAACAGCAACGAUAAAGGACAGAGGCGUCGAGGAGCAAGAAGAAAAGGCAAAAACCAACAGGAAGAUCAGUAUGAAUCUUGGUCAUUAUAAUAAAGUAUCACCAGAAGGAAAAACACCUGGUUUAGCGAAGAAAGAUUCUAUGCUUAGCUCUUCAAGAUAUUCAUUCAACUCAAUUGUGCGAGAUAACUUCAGUACGAUAAAGGAAAUGAGUGCAAAGGAACAAUACAUUGAUAAUAUAAGACGGCAAAGAGCCCAGACUCUCGACACGUCACAGCAAAAGCGCAUAAGUACAGUGGGCCGAAAAUUUUCUGGCCUAGACAGUGCAGGGACACCAAAGAAGACUCCUCCUCAUAAGUCAACGCAGUCUUUUGAUGCUGAAGCCGAUCGAAAGCAGUCGAAAAUGCGUAAACUUCACGGCGAGCUGUUUCAGAUUUUAGUUACGUUGCUGAUGCAGGACGGUCCGUUUCUUGUUUUAAGACUUGUGUUGUUGGUAGAGUUUAAGGUCAUCACAGAAAUGCACAUGCUUUUUUUGGCUAAAAAUGCCAUUGUGUGCACUCUUCUCAUCUACAGAUUGUGCAUUUUAACAUGCAAGGCUGAAGACGCUGAAGAACAACUGCAGAAAGAAGCGGCAGCGAGCAAACUGCAUAACGUUCAGCUUGCAGUCAUGGCUGGAAAUAUGCUGCGAGGUUCAUCGCGGCGAGCGAACGGAAGGCGGUCCCAGACUGUAUCGUGAAGCCAGUAAUGAAAUCUACUUGAAAGUACCGCAGGAACUUGAAAGUUCCGCAGGAACUCGCGUUCUGUCUCUCGCUUAUUGAUAACCUGAUCUAAACACUAGUGUUCUGUCUCCUGUGGAUCUUCAAGCAAGUCUAAAUGUACAUUUUUGUAAGAGGAAUAUUUCUGACGCAGCACUUGUAAAGUUGUGAAAUAUGUGUAAGGUAUAUCAUACUAUUUUUGUAGCCAAAGCAGUUUUUAUUUAUCAUGAAAUGAUGGAUGCUCUUAACGAAAAUCGUAGAGCAGGACUCUAUUUAUCAAAUAACCAGCGAAUAAUGUUCUUUUUAAAAUAAUGUUUUAUAGUAAAUCAAUACAGUAGAAUCCCGUUAUAACGCAUUCGGUUAAUACGUACUUUUUGAUAUAAUAUACUGGUGUGCUUGGUCCCAGCAAAAGGUGUCAUCAUCAUCAUUACAUUUACAUUUAACAACCCUUUGGGUCAUACAAAUGUCUGCCCAGUCAACUACAACAUUAAAAUUUUAAAAUUUACUGAGGUGAUUUCGACAUAGGUUGUAAAAGGUAUCCGAAUUUGCCUGCAUCACAAUACUGUCUGGCAGGCUAUUCCAUACAGAAACGAUUGAAUAAAAGAAUGAAAACUUUGAUACAGAGCAUCAAAAACAAUCUGAGCUUGGUUUUAGUCAAUUUUUACAUACCCUGGUUACAACGUGCUUCGGAUACAGCAUACGCCGGUCCCUUAAAGUACGUUAUAACUGGAUUAUACUGUAGCAUUUCUUAAACAGCAGGAAAGAUCCUUUAGUAGAUGUGAAGCUGAAAACGGCCCUAAUAAAGGGUGUCAUUAUGUUCACUUUAUUUUAAAAAGGUUUUAAAAACAUUAUUUAGUUUUUCCAUGACCCUCUCGAUAUUCUUAUUACCCUUAUUAGGCUCUCUAACUACACAGCAGGACUGUACUUAAUAUUUUCUAAAGUAGCAAUAAUUAGAAAAAGACAAGUAACCUAGGUUUUACAUGCCUAGAAAAUUAUAAGAUUGGUUCCAAGACCAGAAAUUGGGGUCAGCAAAUGAGCUCAAAUCAACCUCGCCAACUCUCCUUCAAAUUUUAUCGUAGAUCUUUCAUAAAUGUAUAAGAAAUUUGAUCUGAAAGUGAUAUCGUAUUAUGGUUCUUUAGACAAUUUUCCAUUGAACUUUCUCGUAAAUUUGCCAUAAAUCAAGUAAAAAUCAUUGGAAAAAUAGUAGGGUAUCAUGGCUUUCUUGACAAAAUUUCAUGAAUCAUUUUCCUAAAUUUGCCGUAAAUAGGUAAACCAAUUCAAUAUGAGUACAUGGUGCCAUGGUUAUGAUGCCAUUCGCGUUGCUAGCCCUUAAAUUGUCAUUACCUGUAAUUUAUUCGCGUAAACAAAUACUAAGUAACUUUUGUAAUUGUAUGACUUUUUAUGUUUUAAAUAGAAUCACAAACGUAA
This is a messenger RNA of Rhopilema esculentum, 3908 nucleotides long. RefSeq names its product transmembrane protein 26. The record is from RefSeq and is a predicted model, not a curated record. Lineage: Eukaryota; Metazoa; Cnidaria; Scyphozoa; Rhizostomeae; Rhizostomatidae.